AAAGAGGUCGUGACUGACAGCGUAUACUGAACUUGUGGUCAGUACCUCAAGAAUUGUUCAAUUUCGUCUUUCUAUAUAGGUUAUAUAUCAUUGGAUUCUUACGAAUGUCUUCAUCUAAUAUAGGUUAAUGCAUUAAAUGCAAAUAACGUUUUCUACAAUAAGAACGUUUUCAUUUAUGUGAUUAGUGGUGCGAUCAUCAAUUACAAAUUAAAAAAUAUAUAUAUAUAUAUAUAUAUAUAUUUUUCAAAAUAUUAAUAUAUACAAUUUAACAAACAAUGAGUUCGGAUAAUGAAGAAUUAAGGUUGACAGUCGAGGAAGAUGAUCUUCUUAACGAAAUACUAUGUAUGAAUACUAAUGUAAAGACAAAUGCACAAUCGAAAGAAUCUAUUAAAAUAGAUGACAAAUCAACAAAUAAGACUAGUAGUACAAACGAAUCUGUAAGUCAAAUAAAAAAAUUAAAAAUUGAUGCUACUCAGCAAAUCAAACAACAAAAAGAUGAAAAUAAUGAACAAUGUACGCGCAAGCAUGAAAAUAAAGAUAAAUCAAAAGAACAAGAAGUUGGUCCGGUUCAACCGAAAAUACAGAAAAGACAAAGAGAUACCUUGGAGACACGAGAUCCCAAAAUUUCAUGUCUUAGACACAACGAUGAGUCAAGUUCUACAAACAAUGGUACAAAAUCAUAUUCAGGAGAUGAUGAUAGAAGAAAUGUAGAAUAUGAAACUGAUCCUGCAGUACUUGCACGCAGGCAAAAGGAUAUAGAUUAUGGGAAAAAUACUAUUGGAUAUGAUCGAUACAUUAAAAUAGUUCCUAAGGAACAACGUACAAAGGAUCAUCCAAGAACUCCCCCAAAAUACAAUAAAUAUAGCAGAAGAGGAUGGGAUGGAAUGAUUAAACUAUGGAGAAAACAACUCCAUAAUUGGGAUCCUCCAAAAGAAAACGAAAAUACUGAACAAUGUUAAUUAAUUAAGAGUUGAUCUUUUUUUUUAUAUGAAUACAAUAGAA
This is a messenger RNA of Polistes dominula (European paper wasp), 1002 nucleotides long. It is a transcript of the gene Slbp, whose product is annotated as Stem-loop binding protein. Gene Ontology annotation, cellular component: histone pre-mRNA 3'end processing complex; cytoplasm. Gene Ontology annotation, biological process: mRNA 3'-end processing by stem-loop binding and cleavage; mRNA transport. NCBI's taxonomy places the organism in Eukaryota, Metazoa, Arthropoda, Insecta, Hymenoptera, Vespidae. The record is from RefSeq and is a predicted model, not a curated record. Gene Ontology annotation, molecular function: histone pre-mRNA stem-loop binding; mRNA binding.